Messenger RNA from Fibroporia radiculosa, 2163 nucleotides. RefSeq lists its product as uncharacterized. The transcript has 4 exons. NCBI's taxonomy places the organism in Eukaryota, Fungi, Basidiomycota, Agaricomycetes, Polyporales, Fibroporiaceae. Gene Ontology annotation, molecular function: DNA binding. Gene Ontology annotation, biological process: regulation of DNA-templated transcription. The record is from RefSeq and is a predicted model, not a curated record. The coding region runs from base 1 to 2163 and encodes 720 amino acids.
AUGGAAGGCAUACGACAACGUCUGUCUCAAAUCGAAGAUGAUUUUUUUGCUGCUCUCACUGACGGCCCGGUUGCUCUCGAGGUAUUUGGCGAGGAAUGGUCAUCUUUAUCCCGCGACCUAGAUGCUGUACUUGCGUCGGACUCGAACAUUGAUUCGGACUUGGUGGCUGUGGCUUACGCAGCGGCCUCUAGAAUCGAAAUUCUUGCUCAAGCCUCAUAUGAUCUUCACGUUGACUAUCAGGCACUCACCAUUGAUGUGACCGAUGAAAUGGCUCAAUUAUCCCUGGAUGAUGAGCCAGUAGUUGCCUCGUCGUCGCCAUCAUGCCAUGACGAGCCCAAUGAUGCCAUGCAGGCAAAGAUUGUGGCAUAUUCUUGGCUUGCUGUCAAUCUCCACAAUCCCUACCCUUCCGUUGCUGCUAGACAAACAAUCGCUCGCAGCGCUGGAGUGUCUAUGCGGCAGGUCUCUGGCUGGCUUAAAACCUUGCGCAAAUCUAUUGGCUGGACUGCUCUCUGCAGAAAGAGAUUCAGGGGAUCCCGCAAAAAAAUUGUUAGCGCGGCGUCCCGUGCAUUCUACCGCACUUCAUUGUCCGACUCCCUGUCACCCGACCUCUUAUUCGAAUUCAAGGCGAUUCGAUCAAAGGUACUUCGCUUCAUCGAUGAAGCGAGUAAUUUACACUAUCCAGAAGAUGAGCACUCCUCGGAGUACGGUAUUGGUGAAACUUGCGCCGACGAUGUACGGGAGGACAAAGCGAUAUUGUCUUCGGCAGCAUGCCACCCCCAACAAGUCUCUAUUCCGUCGCUGUCGAUCACAUCCUCUCCGAUGGAGGACCCUGUGGUUGACGAAUAUGCUGUGCGCCGAACUACGACUCACAAACGUUCGGCGUCCGCCUUGUUGGAGGCAGAUGCCAUUUCAAACAAAGAGCCAAUCACUAUGCCUUCUGCAUCGGCCCCGCAAGGCGAUUUCGUAAGCACGAAUUCACAUGCCAUUGAGAGGGCUGUUAAACGUCAGCGUUCUGAUCAUAAUCUGCUCGUCUCGUCCAUUCCAACAGGGGCGAUUGACUAUCACGUCAAUUAUGCCUCGUGUCUAUCGCAAACUCAGGCAACUACAGCUUCGCCUUUAGGUUCUGAUUUACUAAGAUCGCCAUCUCGCUCUGGCUCAUCGGUUCGCCCUCGAAAGCGUCACUUAUCUAGUCUCGACCAUGCUCCCGCUCCAAAGCGAAGCAAAGGCGUGCAGGGUGCACGCUCUGUUUCAGAUCCCCUGCCGAUGUCUGCUGCAGAACUAGAGGAGCAGACAUACAAUAUCAAUGACUGGUACGGAGUAGUGUUCAAUGUGCCAGGACCUGUAUCAUUGGCCACUCCCGAUUCAACGACUCCUUUGGAGAUUAAGGUAUUCGAUAACUGGGCUCCUUGGGUUAUCUCACAAACUCAGAGGAAUGAUGAUUCUACGAAACCCCCAGAUGCCAAUGCUGAUCUACUUGCGAAUGCCAAAGCUUCGGAUUUCAUAUCCAGUUCGUUGAAUAUUACUUCUACUCCUGAAGCAAUUGUUAGGGCAAACAACUUCGCGCAAGAAACCAGCGUGAUUGAUAAUCACUUGCUCUCGUGGUCCGAUGACAUGAAGCCUACGUCUGCUAUUGAAAGCUGCUACACCGAUAGUAUCGCGUCCACGCGACCUCUUAUGGCGUCGAGAGCCUGCGGCCGCGAUGAAUUGGCGCUUCCUGCGGCACCAUCCAGCGUAUGCUCUGAUCUCAUGGGCCUGUCUGGCGAGUUCAAGGUUGUGCAACUAGAUGCCAUGAAGAUCCACACAAAUCUUUGCAAUCGGGAUGCGCACUCGAGUCAAGACAACGCCCUUCGAUACAACGUGGAACCCUGUUCUGACUCCCCACCACCUCCUUUCAUAGAGCUCAACGAUUUGAGUCCACCUAGCUACACUUUGCUGGACCAAUUUGCCGAACCCGGCUUUACAAUUCCUCCCCCGCCCUACUGUUCCUCUCCGGAGAAGAAAGGUCCCUCGCAGGAUCUUGAGGGCCUGGAUUCGGAAUUGGGACAUCCCGCUAUGUGGAUCACAUCUAUGCCGAAAUAUGCGUUUUCAGUCGAAGGCUGGGGCAGCGACAUAGCAUCCACAAUUGAACAGACGAACUUGCAGACAAUAUGCAGACUCGAUUGA